Entamoeba nuttalli P19 is the source of this 354-nucleotide messenger RNA. RefSeq lists its product as hypothetical. The transcript has a single exon. Lineage: Eukaryota; Evosea; Mastigamoebida; Endamoebidae. Bases 1 to 354 code for a protein of 117 amino acids. The record is from RefSeq and is a predicted model, not a curated record.
AUGGAAGCCAAAUCAAAAGAAUUUGCUAUUGAGUGUCCUGAUAAUAUUCCAAAACCAAUUUGUGAAGAAUUUAUUUCUCAAAAAAGUUUUAAACCACUUGGAGGAAUAGGAAAUAUUGCUACUUGUAAAAUUUGCGAGUCAUUUGUAGGAAUAGCACUUGAUUAUAUAACUAAAGGAGAGACAGUAGAGAAUUUGAAUAAGAAGAUUCUUGACUUUUGUAGUAUCUUUUCAAGAGAAUUACCACAUCAUUACUGUUUUGUAAUUGCACAAGAAAUUUAUGUUAAAGUAUUAAAUGCUGUUCAAAAUAAUGAAGCAGUCGAUACUACACUUUGCUCAAAGAUCAACUUAUGUUAA